AUAACUUUUUUUUUUUUUUUACUUAAAAUUGGGACCAUAACUUUGUACUUUUUAUUUCAUGUUGUUGGAAUUAGCUGUAAUUUGAUAAUCAUAUCAGUAGUAAAUUAGGAAACAAAUCAACUACAAAUUAGGAUUUAUUUGUUGUAAAUUAUUUUGGUAUCUUGUUCAUUAGGGGAGAUAUGAAUCAGAUUUGUUUCUGAUAUAUAGUAGGGUAUAUGUUGUAUAUAUAGUCAAGGAAUAAAAUCAUCAUUGACUGACUUCUCAAUACAUGCAUGUACUAACUAGUAACUAUUCAUUUGAUGAAACAUAAUUCAGAAAGUUUUUAUAUAUAAAUACUAGAGCAAUUAGAACAAAAUACAUCACUGCAUGUAAAUUAACCUGUACUAUUUUAUUUGUAUCACAUUAGUACGUAGUUGCAUUUGAACUUUCAUACCUCAAAAAUGACAACAAUUAGGAAAAAUACCAAUGAGCAUGAGCCUAUCACCAACCAUGUUAGUUUAAAUGGUUUCCAAAAUCAUGCAACUAAUGGUAGUAUCCAUAUCAAUAAUAAACCUUUGUUGGUUAAAAAUGAGAGUAACAACAACACACUUGGUCACCACAUUGCAAAACGUUUAGUUGAAAUCGGAAUCAAUGAUGUAUUUACUGUUCCUGGAGAUUUUAACCUUGCACUUCUUGAUUAUUUAGUAGCUGAACCUGAAAUAAAUCUUAUUGGAUGUUGUAAUGAGUUAAAUGCAGGUUAUGCCACUGAUGGUUAUGCUAGAUGUAAAGGUGUUGGUGCAUGUGUUGUUACUUUUAAUGUUGGUGGACUUAGCAUUCUUAAUGCUAUUGCUGGUGCUUAUAGUGAAGAUCUUCCUAUUAUUUGCAUUGUUGGUGCUCCAAAUUCCAAUGACUUUGGAAGUAACAAGAUUUUGCAUCACACCAUUGGCUUGCCUGAUUUUACUGAGGAACUUCGUUGCUUUCAGCCUGUAACUUGCCACCAGGUUGUAAUAAAAGAAGUAGAGGAUGCACAAGAAAAGAUAGACACAGCUAUUGCAAUUGCUCUUAAAGAAAGCAAGCCUGUAUAUAUCAGUGUAGCCUGCAAUUUGUCUAACAUCCCUCACCCUUCCUUCAUUCACCACUCUCUCCCAUUUUAUUUUGCUCCCAAAGUAACAAAUCAAAUGAGUUUGGAAAUUGCUGUUGAAGCAACAGCUAAAUUCUUAAACCAAGCAAAGAAACCAGUAAUGAUAGGCGGUCCGAUGAUGCGUAUAGAAAAGGUCAGUGACUCUUUCAUGGAAAUGGCAGAUGCUUCAGGUUAUGCCAUAGCAAUAUUACCUUCAGCAAAAGGUAUGGUAUCAGAGAAUCACCCUCACUUCAUUGGAACUUAUUGGGGUGUAUCUAGCACUUCUUUCUGUGCAGAAAUUAUUGAAUCUUCUGAUGCAUAUCUAUUUGCUGGUCCAUUAUUCAAUGAUAUUAUCUCAAUGGGACACUCACUAUUAAUCAAAAAGGAGGAAAAAUCAAUCACAGUGUUACCUAACAGAGUUGUUAUUGGAAAUGGACCUACUUUUGGAAAUAUUUCAAUGAAGAAAUUUCUUAAAGAGCUUACGAAAAGACUCGAACGCAACACGACCGCAAUUGAGAACUAUCAAAGAAUUUGUAUACCGGAUGGUUUUCCAAUUCCAUGUAACCCAAAGGAGGCAUUAAGAAUCAAUGUCUUGUUCAAACAUAUACAAAAUAUGUUGUCUUGUGACACUGCUAUGAUUGUUGAAUGUGGUGAUGCUUGGUUUAAUUGUCAGAAGUUGAAACUUCCACACGGAUGCGGGUAUGAAUGUCAAAUUCAAUAUGCUUCAUUAGGUUGGUCAAUUGGUGCAACUCUUGGUUAUGCAAAAGCUAAUCCCAAAAAGAGAGUCAUAGCUUGUAUUGGUGAUGGUUGUUUCCAGGUGUCGGGACAAGAAGUCUCAACAAUGUUGCGAUGCGGACAGAAUGUCAUCAUCUUUCUAAUCAACAAUGGUGGUUACACAACAGAGGCAGAAAUUCAUGAUGGACCAUACAAUGUGAUAAAAAAUUGGAAUUAUGCUGGACUAGUUGAUACCAUAGACAAUGGUGAAGGCAAGUGUUUUACAGCCAAGGUGCAUUGUGAGGAGGAGCUAAUAGAAGCAAUAAAUACAACAAUGGAGAGUAAAAAGAAUUCUCUAUGUUUCAUUGAAGUGAUUGUCCACAAAGAUGAUACAAGCAAAGAACUUCUUCAAUUGGGAAAUAGGCUUGCUUCUCUCAAUGGACGCCUCCCUAAAGAUUACUAAAGAUCAUAAUUAUCUAAGUAAAUGGUUGAAAUUAUGAUGAAUAAAUUUUGUUGUAUGUGUGAUGACUAUGUUUAGAAUUUGAAAUUAAAGAAUAAAUUUUGUUGUGUCAAAAAAUAAAAAAAAAAGAACUUGUGAGACUAUGAAAUUUUCAAACUUUC
Molecule: messenger RNA, 2434 nt
Organism: Trifolium pratense (red clover)
Lineage: Eukaryota; Viridiplantae; Streptophyta; Magnoliopsida; Fabales; Fabaceae
Product: pyruvate decarboxylase 1-like
Exons: 6
Coding region: 441-2276 (611 amino acids)
Molecular function (GO): carboxy-lyase activity; thiamine pyrophosphate binding; magnesium ion binding
Source: RefSeq, a predicted model, not a curated record